CUGUCAAUUCCUUCAGCCCUAUAUAUAUAUUGACCUGACCACAAAACGCUUGCAACACACAUUGCAUGGCUAACAAACAUCUAACAUAAUACGGAACACUACAUGCAUGCAUUCUAUACAUGGCCCUCACUGUUUCUGGGGGGGACACCUGUGUUGGGUGAGUGCAUUGUACUGAAGUUCAUAGACAAGUUAUCUUGUUUGGUGCCCUUACUCGGCAUUAAACUAUUAAUUGUUUUGACACUCUAUCUCUCUAUAGCUGACCCCUCCCCACAACCCCCUGGCAGACUCGUCUGGUGGACCUCGGAUACCAACUCUCAGCAUCUGCCACAUCGAUUUCCCCCCAAAUCUCACCUCCUCAACGUCGUCUAGCUCUGCUGCAACACACCAGGCCCAUGGCAUCUAAAUGCAGCUGCAAGUACACGACUGGAUCGUGCAACAGCUGUGUGUGUGUGCCCAGGAAGGUAGAACCGGCAGCAACUGCAUCAGAGCUACAGGUGCACAAAUAAGACUACAUCCAUUUAUUUAGGAGGCCUGCAGAGCUAACUGUCUUCAGAUUGAUGGAUUUCAGAUAGAGUUGACACCUUUGAUUCCAACCCCACCAGGUGCAGCCUCUUCGUCAGCCACCCCAGAAACCACGGCAUCCAGAGAAAUUUAUUUGGGAGGCCUCCCUGCGCGUACCACCAAAGGGGAUAUCAGGGAACCCUCCGUUGUUUUGGCGGCACCAGCGUGAGUCAUUAUUAAGGGUGGUGGUUCGACAACUUAACUUAUGCUAUACUUCUCUCUUGUACAGAGUCUGGUCUUACCAGGAGGGAGAAAAGGAAGGGGGCACACUUCCGCUCAUAAUCGCUAUAAAAGAGCGGGCAGUGCUGGUGCUGAACAAUCAGCAACUAAAACAGAGUGGACUCGACUAUCUUCAACUGCCUCACCUAACAUCAGAAAACUGAUAUAUACACCUCACAUCAGCAUGGUAUGCUGCAGAUGUAAAAAAGGACUAUGUAGCGGGUGUGUGUGUGCCCAGGGGGGCACACCCUGUACAAAUUGUUGCAGCACAAGAUGCUCAAACCAGGCUAGUUCUUCCACCCAGUGUGCCGCACUACUCCCGAACCCACCAGCCCUAGCUAGGGGCCUGACCCUACGGUUGAAGCGUUGCGUUCCCGCUAGUCAGCUAGUGCCCCCUCCACCUAAGAGGAAAUGUUCAAGAAAUUUACUUGAGAGGCCUCCCUCCCCGCACCACGAAGGGGGACAUAAGAAUUGCCCUCCAUUGUUUUGGAGGAACCAGCUCGGUGGACAUCCCAUGGGCGAAGGGAAGGGAGGAACGCCUUCAUUCUCUACCCCACCUCCUGAGCAGCCACAAACAUCCCUGCAGGUUCAUCUGGUCCAUCAGCAGAAACCAUCCCAAAAAAUGCAUUUGGGCGGCCUUUAUCCAGGCAUGACUAUAUAGGAGAGGUUAAGGAGGCCCUCCUAAUCCUCCCUUGUUUCGGGGAAAGCAUUUGAAGAACUCCAAGACAAACACAAAGACAGCUGGUUUCACGCCCGAGGAGAGACAGGACUUCACAGAGCUACUGGAGGAGAGUUUCGUGGACACCUUCCGUCACCUGUAUCCCGACCUCGCUGGAGCGUACACUUACCAGUUCAACGCCAGAGCCAAGAACACUGGCUGGACACUUCUAAUUACCCCGGACUCUCUUUUGGGCAAUUUUCGUUGUUCUAAUACAACGGACACUCCAGUGCUUUAAUAUUACAUUUGUUCUAAAUAUCCGGACAAUACUUUGAAAAGUUGAGUUACAUUCACAGACGGCAAGUAAGACUUAGAGUGCUGCAGUUAGAUAGCUAGUUUUAGAUAGCUAGUGCAACUAUUCAAUCGCACAGUGUUCUAUUAAACUUAGCUAUCUCGCAUGCAGCUGCUUGCUUGUUCUAAUUAUUCCGGACACUUCACAUGCUCUAUAAAAAUCUGUUCCAAUUAUACCCGGACAAUUUCCAAAAUAAUUAUUUUUUGCUGUCCGAUAAAUAAGGUAUGUAGGAGGUGGGCUUUUUAUAUCGUAGAUGGUUAAGAGUGGCCAUUAAGUACAUUACUGUUUAAUAUGAUCACAUUUCUUUUUCUUCAGGAGACUGGAUUAUUUCGUGGUGUCUGAGCGGCUCCUCCCUCAUGUAACUGAUGUGGUGAUUCGUAAGGAGGUGUUUGGGAGCGACCGUUGCCCAUUGGUGAUUGGAUUGACAGACCACACCCACAAGAGAAUGACGAACCCUGAAUUGAUUGGCUAUCACUAGCUGCAUUUAGCCAUUAUACAACUAUCUAACAUAGAAUGCAAACAAAUAACAGUUAAUGUGAGCACUUUUACUUUAUGUUCUGGUGAUGACUACGU
Messenger RNA from Halichondria panicea, 2363 nucleotides. RefSeq lists its product as uncharacterized. The coding region runs from base 767 to 1441 and encodes 224 amino acids. The transcript has 12 exons. The record is from RefSeq and is a predicted model, not a curated record. Lineage: Eukaryota; Metazoa; Porifera; Demospongiae; Suberitida; Halichondriidae.